Poecilia reticulata (guppy) is the source of this 5729-nucleotide messenger RNA. RefSeq names its product transcription factor 3b (gene tcf3b). NCBI's taxonomy places the organism in Eukaryota, Metazoa, Chordata, Actinopteri, Cyprinodontiformes, Poeciliidae. The record is from RefSeq and is a predicted model, not a curated record. Gene Ontology annotation, molecular function: RNA polymerase II cis-regulatory region sequence-specific DNA binding; protein dimerization activity; DNA-binding transcription factor activity, RNA polymerase II-specific. Gene Ontology annotation, cellular component: chromatin; transcription regulator complex. Gene Ontology annotation, biological process: regulation of transcription by RNA polymerase II.
UUCUUACGAUAGCCUUCCGCUGUGUGACCUAGUGCUCGUAUUUAUCCUGCAGUUUGAAGAUUACUCGUUCCGAAGAUUGGAAGUAGGUGAUUUUCUUGUUCCAAAAACGACAAAAGGUCAAAUUCGCGUUUUUCCCUUGAACAGAAAACUCUCACAUAUCUGAAAGGCGUUUGAAAUCGGACACCGCUGGCGUUGAGGCCCUCACUUUUUGCGCGGACGGAUACGUUGUUACGUCUGACAAUGUGGACGGAGGUGGUGAAGAUGUCUACGAGAAGAAUGAAAUCAUCUCUGUAGUAACAACAAGAAAGGAAGACGCGAGAUUAGUUACUAUAACAGAAUUGUUUGUGCGUAGUCUUGUUACAUUGUAGCAAACACGUGGGCGCUACGUGGAGAAAAGGCAGACUUCUCGGGGACAAAAGAAAGACAUCCACUGUGCUCCAAUGCGUUUCGUGCACUGAGGUCGAAAUUCUCUUGAAGUUUUAUGUUUUUCCCCCCUUCGAGUCUCUGCUUUUCUUUUUUACUGUUGGAUAUCACACGCACGGAGAGGAGAGGGUUUGUUAGAGACUGAAGGGUAUGAGCGAACAGCAGCAAAGAAUGGCUGCAGUGGAAACUGACAAGGAACUCAGCGACCUCCUGGAUUUCAGCGCGAUGUUUGCGCCGCCAGUAGCCAAUGGGAAGAACAGGACAAUGACACUAGCCAGCACUCAUUUCUCUGGGCCAGCAAUAGAUGAGCGCAGUGGCUCUGGAUCCUGGGGCUCCACAGAACAGAACAGUCCCUCAUUCACCACCCAAGGACGGAGCUAUGGAGAGGGAUCCCAUUUCAGUGAACAUGAAGGCUUGUCCUCCCCAUUUAUUAGUUCAGGGAUUGCAGGUAAAAACGAGAGGCCACCAUACACUCCCUUCGUAAGCCAGCCUGGUUUAUUUCCAAGUGACAUAGCAAUGCCCAGUCCAGAUGCUUUGUCUCCCUCUGGCAUAAAGUCAGGCUCUCAGUUUUAUCCAUCAUAUCCCAACAACCCCCGGAGAAGGCCGCCUGAAGGAGGCUUAGAGACCCAGCCAAAGAAGAUUCGGAAACCCCCUGGCCUGCCGUCCUCGGUCUAUGCUUCUACAUCCGGAGAUGAGUUUGCCAGGGACAACGGAGGGUAUCCUGGUGCCAAACCUGGCGCCGUCUAUCCCGGCACUUUCUACAUGCAAGAAGACCCCUGGUCAUCUUCUGGCUAUUCUGGGAUGUUGGGUAACUCUCCUCACAUUGGUCAGCCAGGCUCUUUCCCAGCUAUCAACCCACAGGACAGAAUGAACUAUUCUCUGCCUGGCAGUGAAGUCAACGGCUUCCACUCUGCCCCCACCACCUACAACCACACAUCCACCAUUAAUGGAGAGGGCAUCAUGGCCACCCGAGGCACAACAGCAAGCAGUUCAGGAGAUGAGAUUGGGAAAGCUCUUGCUUCUAUUUACCCAUCGGACCACAACAGUAAUAAUUUCUCUUCGGCUCCUUCCACUCCUGGAUCUCCCCAGGCCAUCCCAGGAGCUCAGUCUCAGUGGCAAAGACCAACCACACCCAACUAUGAAGGGCAACCACACACACUGCAGAAUAAAAUGGAGGACCGCUUGGAAGAGGCCAUCCACGUGCUGCGUAGUCAUGCUGUGGGCCAGAGCCCAGCGUUAGAAGGCGCUCACUCUGACAUGCACAGCCUGCUGUCCUCAGUGCACAACGGGGGCCUUGGAGGCCUCUCCCCAGCUUUCCCCAAUGCCAGCCUUGCUCUCAGCAACAGACAUCCUGCUUUGCAGGGAGGGAAGCAUGAGGAGCCCACAGGACUUCCUCCCAGCAGCACUCUCCUGCAUGGCCAUCACGCCACUGGACCCACGCCAUCCGUUGGCCAACCAGAAGGCUUCACUAGUCUCCCUGGAGGUUUGGCCCGGUCAGCUCACUCUUCCAGCAGCUCAGACAUCAAAAGAGAAGACAAAGAGGAUGAUGAAAACUCAUCUAUUGCAGACAAGUCGGAGGAGGAAAAGAAGGACUCCAAGGCAGCACGUAAUCGAACAAGAAAGGAGGCGUUGACCCUCCAGAUGCUCUCUGGCCUAUCAGACCAGAAAGAUGACAGUCAGGACAACGAGGACGACGAGGACGUUCCCCCUGAGGUGAAGAUGGAGCGGGAGAGGGAACGGCGAGUGGCCAACAACGCUCGGGAGCGUCUCAGAGUGCGGGACAUCAACGAGGCUUUCAAGGAGCUCGGGAGGAUGUGCCAGCUGCACCUCAGCCACGACAAACCUCAGACCAAACUCCUCAUCCUCCAUCAAGCGGUCAACGUCAUCCUCAAUUUAGAACAACAAGUCAGAGAGCGCAACCUUAAUCCCAAGGCGGCGUGUUUAAAAAGGCGCGAGGAGGAGAAGGUUUCCGGGGUGGUGGGGGAGGCACCCAUGCAGCUCCCAGGAGGCCACCCAAGCAUGGGAGGAGAUGGACACAAUCCAGUUGGCCACAUGUAACUCCAGAUCUGGUGUUUUCCUGGCUCUCAAAGGAUGUGGCCUUAACAGAUUUCUUCCACCCAUUAUUCUCAGUGUGUGUGUGUGCGUGUAUAUAUGUGGACAUGUCCGUGUAUUGUCCGUUCGAGUUUCAAGAUGCACAUUGACACACUCACAUGCAUACUGCCAAAACUGACACAAUCUGUUUUUCGCACUCCCAGCCAUGACUACAAGCUCAAAUGUGAAGAACUUUUUUUUUUUUUUUUAGUUUUGGUUUGUUUUAUACAUGUAAGAUUUUUAUUUUCUUUUUUUUUGGUUUCCAACACGAUAAUUGAACACCAGAGUACUUUUUGUCCUUUCAACACUUUGGGACUACACACACUGCCAAGAGGUGCUCUGGUGGAGGAAUAAAAAGGAGACCUAUACAAACACAAAUUAAAUCAAGAAUUUGUGCCUAAUUGUUACAUGUUUUCUAUUUGACAUUAAGGCAAAUUGCUUUACAUGUGAGGAACAUUUGUGAGGGAUUGCUUAUGUGUAUGAGCAGUUAUUUUUUUAAAUGUAUGUCAUUCCCAGCGUGAUGGUACAGUCUUACAUAUGUUAUGUAACUCACAGCUGGAGUUGAACUGUCAAAAUUCAGUGACUUUUCCUCGAGCGCGUGGAAAGUGGCGGAGAGUCGGCCCCCCGAUGUUUUUGACAUUUCAAGUGCAGCUUACCUGAAAGAUGGGAACGCCAACCAGACGUGGUCUCAGACCCCCUCCACCCCCCCCCCCCCCGUGAGGCAUCUGGAGGCUUGGAAUCAAAGACUUCUUCCUAGAAAGUUAUGAUUUGUCCAAGUGAAAGAGUCGGUCAACAAAACAAAACAAAACAAAAAACAGUUCUUCCGCUUUUGUUGACCAGGCGUUCUCGCGUUUCUCCAGCAAGCCCUCCGUCACGCAUUCAGGUUUUUGUCCUGCUUUGUGUUGUAAAGCAUACACGGACGAGACGAAGCACAGUUGUACAGAUUUAGGCUUGACCUGCGUCACAUUUCAGUCCCUGAAAGUCUUGUAUUAAAGCCAUCAAAAUCAUCUGAGCGACCAGCACCACUUUUUGUGCUGCUCCUUCCUCGACAUGGUUUACUGACGGUUCCAGCGGACUCGAGUCUUUCCCACCCCCCCUUCUUUUAUUCAUGUACUUUAAAAGGCAAACAAAUCCAGGAGGGAUCUUUUUUCUUCUCUCAGUCGAAGCAGACGAGCCUUUUGUGUAAUUCCUAAACGAGCAUUCCCGCUGAAUUACGAACCCUUCACCUUCCUCCCGACCGUCAGCGUGUUCUCCCCUUUCUUACUGAGAGAAGUGUGACCUGUAAAUUCACUUCAUACAUUAUUCUGUUUCAUUUUUCAAAAGUAAAUAUAUAUAAAAAUAUAUAUUUUUUGUUAGUCUAUACAUUGUAGAUUUUUUACAUAAAUGGCAAUAUUAGUUUGAAGUUUAGAGUGUAUUGUAGAUGAGCUGUAUAAGGGGAUAUUUAACAUUUAAAUGAUGUUCAAAUUUUAAUUUGAAAUUAAACUGGGAUGCCAGGAAAAGGAUUGACAAGAUGAUCAAUGAGCGUGUUUGUAAAUCCUUUUAUUGUCCCAGUUUUAGUUCAAAGGCACAUCAAUAACUACUAAGUUGAAUGCCUUCUUUUCCAUUUGGGCAUAUCUGGACAGAGUUUGUGCCACAGUCAUGUGACAAAACAUCAGAAGGGAUUUUUCUUUUUUCUCGUCUCCAACAGUAAUUAUGCAACUGGUUUUUGAAUGUAGCUACCAUGCUAAAUGUGGAUUUGCCUUCAUUUUCAAAGUUGUUUCUGGGUUUUGUUAGCACAUUGUAAUUUCUUUUCACUUUUUUUUUUUUUAAAUGUCUGCCCUUAAACCAAGUAAGUCUGUGUCUAAAGGCAGAUGUCUGGAUUUGGGUGUAAGGUAAUGGAUAUUAUUGAGAACAAAACAGUGUUAUUGUGAUGUUAUUCCCAUGUCAUGUUAAUUAUUUCUUUCUUUUUUUACCAACAUGUAAUCACAAGUGGGAGGUAGAACAUUUUGUGUGUUUCAUUUCUACAAAAAAAGGAAAAAAAAUAUGAAGAAAAAGACAUAUACAAAUCAAUAGUGUGGCCUUUUCAUUCUCAAGACUUAAGAUGUCACGAUGGGAGAGUGAUGCCUUAUCAGUGCCUGAACUUGUAUUUUUUUUUUUCCAUUUAAGACAGUUUUAUGUUGUGUACCAUAUCAUUUCAUUUAUCUUGGAGAUUAAAGAGGUACUUGUUCAUUCCCCCCCACCCCUAUCCUCCCUUUUCUCCAAAUACUUUUUUUCAAUUUUUGAGGAAGAAGUUUAAAUGGUAUAAAGAGAUUUUCUUUCAGUGUACCUAGUUAAAUAAAUAAAUGUUAAGCAGAUCUUGUUUAGUUUUUCUUUUUCUCUGCUGUCUGUUCAACUGGAUUACAUUGUCCAACCUGCUGUUUUCAUUAAGGUCACUGGUCCAGGUUAAUAGGUACCCUGUAAUUACAAAAUUCACAUGACAAGGUUUUAAAAAAAAAAAGGAAAAAAAAAAAGACUGCAUCAUCCUCUGAUCCAUUAUCUGCAUAGACAUGUUUCGGGUGUGUUGCUUCGAUGUAGGGAGGGAGUUUUUGUUCCUGCAUUAGCUGAAUCAUCUGAAUAGGAGUAUUUUAUAACUUGUUUGCAGUGGCUUUCAAUAUGUAUAAUCAGUAGUUAUCAUUGUUAUCAGACCUGAACUUAAUUUUCAGUUUGUUUUUUUGUGACUUUGACAUUGAGAUUUGUUUUUUUAUAUAUCAGAUUAAUUUUCACAAAAUCAGUAGGUGUACUGGAUAUCUGAAAUUUUUUCAAAGAAAAAUGUCUAAAUGUGGUUUAUAUUUGUCUCUAAAUGACGCACCUAAAUUUUGUAGUGGCACAAAUUUCACUCAUUUCUUCAGAAACUUAUAAAGUUUGGACUUCUCUCGACAAUAGCAAACACUGAUUUUAUAUCAAGCAAAACAUUUUCAGGUUUUUAAUUACAUUAUUUAGCUGAACUAUAAAGGGACGCGACCAAUGAGUGUUGAAUACAUUUACAGAGUUUGUAAUUCUGGGUUGAAGACAGUGUUGACUUCUUUCUGACUCGAUCACUCUUCUAUUUACAUACAAAUAGGUGAGAUUUGUCCUGUAUAUAACAUUAAUGUAGCAAUAAAUGUGCCAUUUUUAACAACAGAUUAUACCUUUUACAAUGUCUGGCUUUUGAAUAUUGUAUACAUAAAAAAAUAAAAGGAGUCUUUUUAAUAAAAGAA